CGGAAAAAACUGCAGCGAAGCGGACAAGCAUUCGUCGUGUCCCUACUCUGUCUAAUCCCCGAGCUCGAGCCAGCGCGAGUUAGAUUAAUGGCCCUUUCGCGCCGGGGACUGGAUGUGUUUAGCUAUAUUGCGCGCAGCUACACGCGAGCGCUACUUUUGUCGUCUCGAAUGCCAGGGGAAGGAAUGGAGGCACGAAUAAUAACUGCGAAAUCGAUUUCUCAGAUGGGAGGCCUGCGGAUGUUUACGAGUGCGCGAACUUCAUAAAUCGAUCGCAAUGCGAUGCUCGUUCGUCGUAACAUUGUGUAAUUAGCCUUAAUUAACUAUCGUACAGCGGCGGUCAUCAACGAAGUGUAACGCAAACUUAAUUGGAUGAUUUUGGGUUGUAAUCGUGAUUUGAACCCGUUAAAACUUGCUCGACUCGUGCGUGUCCAUAUUUUGCUCAUAAUGGGCUCGAUUAGGGAGGUCCAUGCGGUAAUUAGCUAAAGCGCUUACCCCUUAUUAGCUUUUCUCUGCCUCGGUACAUUACCUGCUGGAAACAUCGCGGGGGUUAACCAACGUAAGAUGAUGAAAAAAUAUAAUGCAUUCACAACGUCAACUCUCUAAGAUGAUAUCUGCAUUUUUUUGUUCUUAAAACUAACAUUUGAAUUAUCAAAGUCUGCGACUCGAGCUCUGGCAGUUAACGCUCCCUAAUGGAUGCGCGGUAAAAUAUUAGCAAAAAGCUCGCGGCAGUAUCCCGCCCGCCCGGUGAGUGACGCUCACUCGCUUAUACUUUCGCCUCACAAUUUUGCAAGCAAACAAAUAAACGCGCAAAUAACUCGCUGUGCACUUUACGCUUAAAGUAUUUUUAGCAAAUGUUGGAGCUGCGGGAAUCGGGCAAAUGUCCGCGUUAACUUCGUUCCCAGGUUUGUUGUGCUGCAAGGUCAAAUUCGCGUCUGACUGGCAUUCUGCUUCGUCAUUUUACUGGCCCUGGUAAAACAAGUAAUGUCAAGCCAGGCUGUCUCUCGAGAAGGUAUUUAUGUAAGUAGUGCGCGGAAAAUAAAUUUUUAUUAAAAAUCAAAUUGUAUUAUCAUCCUCGUUCCAUAAACAUCGAGCUUUUCGCGUAACGCACUUAACGGCCGUAAGGGGGAAAAUUGCCUGGAAGAGGUGUUCAGCGCGCUUGCAGUAAUACAUUUUACAGAUUCGUGGAACACUGUAUUACGUUACACUGAUGCACGCGCAAUGUUUAAUAAUUAAAUUGAAAUGCUCGAAAUUGAAAAACUCGGGGAAAGCUUCCAAUCCAGCCGAAAACGCGCUCCACCAUUGUCCCGAUAAAGCCGCUGCACACUCGGCCUGUUCAUCAUCGGUACUGCAGCCUUCGCUCUCGACCAAAAGGGGUAAUAUAAAGCCUUGUAGUCCUGCGAAACAGUCACAGCUGCAGCUGCUGCUGCACCAAAAGAGUCGAGCGCUGGCGUGUCGCUGGCAUAAAACGGAAAUUUCAUGGUUGUAGGGCACACACGCUGACGGGGGCUUAGGGUCCGGUUCAGCGAAGGCGCAGAAUGGAGCCUGCGUUAUUCCUCGGCGUAUUUUCAAUUUUCAUAGAUGGGCGCAGUGCAGUUGAGCUAUCAAAAGCUGGAAUUAUAUUCCAUCCUUUCAUAUUAUCGUCUUCCAUUUGCAAAAAUCUUUUGUCGAAAUAAAUAUCAUGACUCACCGCUUCCCGGUAUAAUUCAUUCGUCUCGCCCUGCGGCCAAAACGAGAGAUAUCCGGCCGACAUUACACCUCUACAUCAGUCGCGCUCUCCAUCUAUUUUUAAGUUCGCUUUCCGUCGGGCCGCGAGUGGGAAUUGUAGGUGCGCCGGCGCGACAUUAUUUUCAGGUGAAGACGGAAUACGAAGACUGCCGCGUCUGGGGACGCACGCGAAAUUGCUACUUUUUCCUUUCCCAAUGUGUCGGAGGAUGAUGAGGCUGCCCGGUAGAGAAGAAUUAAUUGGACCCACGCGAGAGAUGCGAGAAAGAGAAUGUAAAUGAUACGAAAUAAACAGUCCUUGCAUCGGUCUUGGGAUCCUAUCGAGCUCGCAAAUACACUGCAGAAUCCGAUGUAAAUGCGUUUUCAGAGAAUUCCGCCUCGACCUUGAGAAUAUCCGAGUCCAAAUAUUUCGACGACUCGACUCGAAGAGAGCUGAGCAGGCAUCAUAUAUUUUUAGCGAGAAUCUCGCGUUUGAGUGACGGUCGCAGUUCAAAACAGUGAAAUUUCGAGUGUAAAACGCACCUGGCAGCCGUUUUCCGCUUCCUAACUUUUCUGCGCGGAGUCUUAUUUCGGCCGAGAAGGAGAAUACCGAUGAAGCGCGCGCAGAACUUUCGAGAGACGAGAAAAGAUACAUGCGCGCGGCGGCUCCGCGUGUGUAAUGCUUGUGACGAGAGGCGCCGGAAUUUGAAAAGUUGCGCUUGAUCAGCGGCUUACACAAGUUUUUUUGAAUUAAACGAGCUAGCGAUAUUGAUCUUUCCUCUGCAAUGAGAACGUCGGCAUAAAUCUCGAAGAAGUCUGCCAGCGGAUCUGAGUGUAAUUUUCUACAUCAUCGUGCGCGCACGCGCGCCUACGAGCGGCUACGUUCUCGCGCACGAGUCGGAAAACUUUGAUCUCGUCUUUCUUUUUCACUCUUCCCCCGUCACUCGAUGGAAUAUUCGAAAUCCCUUUUCGACUUUACAUCGCUCGCGUGUAUGCUGCUCUAAAAUCGCGCGCCUCUCGCACCUCCUCAAACAUUAACAUGACGGAAAGUAUAUCGAUGCUGAUUCGAUCCGGGUACAUUCCGUAUUCCUCCAGCUCGCCCGGCUCCCACUCGAAAAUCCGACAAAGCUGGCGCACUUACGAAUACAACUCUCGCGGGCUCGGGCGCAUUUUUCCCGGCCGAGUCUUCAUCUCAUUUUCAUGAAGCCGCCGUGCGCCAGAGCUCGUGAGAAAAAUCGCGGACUUUCUGAGAACUGUAAACAUCCGCGCCGAAAUUGUAUAAGCACCGGCUGCAGAAGAGAAAUGGAGGAAAAAAAGAAAGUGCUUUUUUCUUCCUCUCGCGAGUUUGAAGUUUUGCUAUACGUACGCCGCGAAAGUUUUGUUGCGGUCGGCUCUUAAUCGGGAAGAUGAGAUAAGUGGGAUGAGAUUUUCUUACGCGAAGCAAUUCAUUUGCACCUGUUAAUUAAGACUUUGCGGGAUGAGAUCACUCCUGCGGUGUCGGGUGCAGCCCCGCGUCUUUUUAUUCGGUUUCCCGGUAAUAAUUCAAUUUUUGAUUGUCGACGGACACGGGAUACUGGUCCAGCGCAGUUUAAUUAAAGCGCUCGCGCUGCACGCGCGGUCGGGAUGAAGAUUUUCCAUCGAUUCAUAUCCAAGAAGCCGUACUACGUAUUGCGAGAGGUAACCCGACCCGAAAAAUUUCAAACGAUCGAUUCGGUGAUGCAACUUUCAGAUAUAGCUAUAUCAGAUAGCUUUUAAUUAAAUUUGCUGCGAUGAUUUGCCUCGAGGAAUUCCUUUAAUAAAGAUUCGAAGGGGUGAAAUUCCGCUUUAAUUGAAGAGCCUUCGCGUUAGUAAGCAAUAGUAAUUAAACCUAGAGUAGCAGCAAAAUACUCGCCGCAGUUUUCAAAACUGAUUCAGCAUGGCAAUGUGCUGUAGUAUAAGUAGAAGCCAAAGUAGAAGAAAUGCAGAAAUCAGAUCCGCGCGCAGUGAAGUCCGACAAAUAACCCGAACAAUCGGCCUGUAAUUAAUCCAAAUCAAAAGGGAUGCAGCGGUGUCUAAUGAAUAGUCGGGCAAAACAAUAAAUCAGUCUAAUUGAAACGAAGCCCGCCGCCGGUCCUUAGCUCUAGCUUAUACGUGCACGCGGGGUGCGGAGAGCGAAAACUUUUCCUCCCUUCCCGCUCGUUUCUCUCUCUCUCUCUCUCUCUCUCUCUCUCUCUCUCUCUCUCUCUCUCUCUCUCUCGCCGAACUUUCGCUUCUCAGCUGUACACGGAGGCGGCGGCGGUCUGUCUCCCGACUCAAAGAAAAGCGCGCCUCGUCCUGCCGUUCUACUCUCUUCUUAUUGAAGCUGGCUGCUGAGAUCGGACACGAAGCGGCGCGUCGGCGUCCCGCUCUUCAGCCGUAUCAGCAAGAGGCCGCGGCGCGAGGAAGCCCCUUGCUACGGAAGUCGGCCGCGUGAUCGUGCACCGUCUGCUGGGCCUCUGCGGCCGGGCCGCCAUGGCGGACAACAACGGCAGCGACGGCGCCAGCAAGGACGCCGAGGUGACGGCGACAGCGCCGCCCACGCCGCCGGACAACUGCGGCGGCAGCGCCAAGCAGCGCCAGCUCAUCAGCAGGAGCAGCAACAACGAGAGCCUCGUGAGGAAGGUCCUCCAGCAGCAGUCCGCCGCCGAGUCCGGGCGGCCCGCCGACAGGCGAGAGUCUCACCGGCCGAGCGUAUCCGAGACCGGAUUGAUAUACAGUCAAAGGGCAUUCAAAAAGUCGUCGCAGAACGGCAAGCUCACCCUUUACCUGGCCAGCCGGGACCUCGUCGUCACCGCCGGCAAGAUCGAUAAGCUCCAAGGCGUCCUGCUGAUCGAUCCCGAGAUCCUCCAGAACAAAAAGGUUUACGGCCAGGUGACGUUGACCUUUCGCUACGGCCGGGAGGACGAAGAGGUAAUGGGCCUGAAAUUCUGCAACGAGGCCAUCAUGUCCCUCGCUCAACUCUACCCGCCUUAUUAUCCGGCGGAUCGUCAGGAGCCGACCACGCCGUUUCAGGAAGUCCUGGUGAAGAGGUUUCACCCGAACGCUCACCCUUUCACGAUGGCAGUGACCCCUUUGGCGCCGCCCUCGGUUCAACUGGUGCCGGCCAAGGAGUACAAUGGAGCGCCUAUCGGCACUAGCUACGACGUUCGAGUUUACGCAGCCGAGCGGCCGGACGAGAAGCUCACACGCAAGAUGCAGAUCAUCAAGAUGGGCAUCCGCGUUAUUCAAGGCGCGAACACGCCGCCGCCCUCGAGGGGCAUUCUGCCGACGUCGGUCAGCACCGAGUCGGCCCCCGGAACGCCCUCGGCGCCCAGGGGCAAGCCGCAGCGGGCCAAAAGCGCCAGCGCCGCCGAGGACGUGAACGAGAUCAAGCCCGACGAGGCGGAUCCGCCGAUUCCCCACGCGGUGGUGGAGAAGCAAUUUCUGCUGAGCGACGGCAGAGUCAGGCUGGAGGCGAGCCUCGACCGGGCGAUCUACGGACACGGCGACGCGAUCACGGUGCGCGUCCACGUCACCAACAACAGCGGCAAGUCCGUCAAGAGAAUCGAGGCGGACAUAGUGCAGCACGUGGACGUGUGCAUGUUCAGCAACGGCAAGUUCAAGAACAUCGUGGCGCAGAUGUCGUCGCGCGAGGGCUGCCCCGUGGAGCCGGGCUUCAGCCUCACGCGCAGCUACAUCCUCAGGCCGGAGAAGGGCUCGACCAAGAACUGGAUCGCUCUGGAGGACGACCCGGGCUACGCCAAGUCCGGGGCGAAUCUCGCCUCGACCGUCCUCUGCUCGGGCAGCUCGCCCGAGGACCGGAACGUCUUCGCCAUCUACGUCUCCUACUACGUCAAGACGGGGGUGAUUGAUCGGCUCGCCGGCGCCGCAGGUGAAGAUCGUGGUGUCGCCGAUCGGCGAGUGGAUCGGCGGCGUGGUGUCCCUGAAGCUGCCGUUCACGCUGAUGCACAGCAACACGGACCCGGAGCUCUACGGCACGCCGUCGUCGCCGCUGCGCGCUGGCUCGCGCAUCCUCGACAAGAUCGAGACGGUCGACGACCCGAGCGAGGACCCGCUGCCGUUCAUCGACAAGGACAGCACCAGCGACGAGGAGGGCGGAGACGGCGGGGAGCAGCCGGGGCUGUCGAUACUGAACCGGCCGGUCCCGACGACGACGCUGGCGACGAUCGCCAAGCUGACCACGGCCCCCGGCAUCGAGACGACGAGCCUGCAGACAACGAACAAGGAGGCGGACCUGAUCGAGCACUGCUCCGAGGAGGCCGGCGGAAGAGGCAGCCUCGAGGAGGAGGCCGCCGCCGCCGCCGCCACCUGAGAAGAGCUGCCGGGGGCCGUGUCGGUGAGCGAGGCCCGCAGCCCGAGGGAGCUCGCGCUGCCGCUGGCCACGAGGACCUACAGCCCCGGCCGGGGCUGCAAGCGGGGCUUCGGCAUUCAGCGGGCCUGGUGCUGCUUCCGGCGAGCCUCCUAGUCCUCCUAGCGGACUCAUCGCGCUCGUGCGCGGCCCGACUGCUGGACGGCUCGCGCUGCGGCACUCGCGAUGACUCUCGCGCGGGCUGCUCAACGAGUACCUGUCGUCCGAGAAGCGCGCGCGCGCGCUUGUUACGCAAAAUACCUCGAUGGUUGUGCAAAGCUCGCCCGGAUGAAACAGCCCGGCGGCAGCGGAGCGUCUAGUUUCAAAGUCCGCGCCCAAGUCGAACAACGCGCCUGUGCGGACGAAUAACGAGGGAGCCUCGGAAAAUUGAGAGCGAACGUCCGUAUUUUACAAAGCUUAAACAAAACUGAUGAUGGCUUAUUUUGAGGAAGGUUCUCGUCUUUUGCACACGGACUUUGAAACCAAAUGACUCGGAUGAUGAAAUAGUGUCAACAUACAAUACAAAAAAAUAUAUAAGAAGGAUGUAGUCGUUUUGAUUCCCCUCAUGAGUUCAACUCUUAAUGUACAGUUUUUUACGAAUUACGUUCAGAACUAGAAAAACUUAUGAUAAAACCAAUAUUUUUUCUGACGCUGAUCUUGUCAAUUAACCGGGUUCACUUUUUAUUUCGGCGGGCAACAAUACGGGUUCCUGUUGUUAUUUACAUUUAUUUUCUUAUUCGGCGCAUAAACUGUAAAUAUAAUCAUUUUGAAGCAGCUUCUCGAAUCGAGUCUUAUUGUAUUUCGUUCAUUUUGUUAUUUGUCAAUCAGCUUCGUUGUAGUCUUGUUAUAGAACAGUAUACGCUUAAUACGUGUUGAUGAAAAUAAAUAUUGGAAAUAUAAGCGUUUCUCAGAGAAAAUUUUUUCAUUCCAAGCAAUACCUUCCUUAUGCAAUGACGGCACAUAACAGUUUGUAUGCGAAACCAUGAAUAAAGAUAAAUUUUUUUAACCUCUGAAUUUCGCCUCUGAAUAUGUUACGCACAGGAUUUCGUUCUUACAGAUGUCCCGAAACUAAAUCACGACAAAAAAGUCAAUUUACUCUUCUAAAGAUAAUGUUCCAAACAGAUUAAACCAACAAGACCGAAAUGCGUGAAUUUGUACAGCUGAUGGACUAUCGAAUUGUGCAAUAAAAAAAAUUCACAUUCAAAUAAAUCAAUAGAAUCACGCUCUAAUAUGCAAUUCACAACGUAGACCACAAAUCUGAUCAUUUCUACGAGCAAAGUUUUUACAUUCAAUUUUUUACAUCAAACUCUGCUUCAUUUUUGGAAUUUACUUCUACAAAUUCAUAAUUUACGAAAUAUUUAUGUAUAUAUGACUAAUUUAGCAAUGUUUGCUUUUAUUGGUAUGAUUGGGUAGCUUGAAGAUAUCAGUGAAAAAAAUUGUAACUGCCAUUCAAGAAUGUUGGAUUUUUGCAUGAGUGUUAGUCGGUUUAACACAAAAAUUUUAUGAAGUGUUUAUAUCACUUACGUACAAAUAAAACUGUGUAUAAUUCAAUCACUAUAUGUAAAUAGUUUAGGAUCAUAUUAAGAACAGAUUUGAUUUUUAUCGUUUCCUAAAACCUAAUUUAUACAGUAUUGUGAAAUUAAAAUUAUUUGUACUCUUAAACGUUUGGUUUUGUAUAAAAAAAGUUCUAUAAUUCAAUAAAAAUUAUUAUUCUUAUUAUUAUUAUUAAA
This is a messenger RNA of Nasonia vitripennis (jewel wasp), 7797 nucleotides long. RefSeq names its product arrestin homolog. Gene Ontology annotation, biological process: signal transduction; G protein-coupled receptor internalization. Gene Ontology annotation, cellular component: cytoplasm. NCBI's taxonomy places the organism in Eukaryota, Metazoa, Arthropoda, Insecta, Hymenoptera, Pteromalidae. The coding region runs from base 4192 to 6387 and encodes 731 amino acids. Gene Ontology annotation, molecular function: G protein-coupled receptor binding. The transcript is spliced from 11 exons. The record is from RefSeq and is a predicted model, not a curated record.